AUGCCAGCGCGGCCCCAUAUUUUAGCAAGUCGGAAGACCCGAUCCUCCAUUGCAAAGCUCGGCGUCCAUCUCGGUAAAUCCAUUUCGCAUUGUCCAGCUCGCCGUGGAAUAUGUGAAUGGCGUGGCGCCAAUGCUUGCGCACGAUUUGGGUCAGAGCUCCAAUAUGUGUCUUUACCGAAUCCAAGCCCCUCAUCCACUUGUCUCUCGACCCCACCUUUGAAGCGAAACUUUUCGAAUACUACUCGUAAAAGUGCUAGCAUAUGGGAUGAAGAUGACGAUGUUCCAGAGUCAAGCCCCGUGCAACCGGUGCCUGGUCGGCCGGUCCGUACUCGCCCCACCGCCCAUCGAGACUUGGGCAGCUUAGUUCGAUCGAGGGUUGCUGGAUCGAAACGAAUGUCUCAGCGUGCGGAAUUGGAGAAAAUCUUCAAUUCGCUGGAUCCAUUUCAUGUCCUGCUUGAGACUUUUAUCCAAUUGAAGUAUAAGCACCUCGAUGGUUUUCUCAUGGAUUGCAUAGAAGCCAAUCAGGCCUACAGAGCUGAAUUCAACGUUCUCUCCUCAAUUCUUCAGAAGCGAAGCGAUGAUGCGAUCUCAUGGAUAACGAAGCAGGUCCUCGAAGUUGAAAGGAUCUAUCAAGAAUGUAUGACCGAAUGGGCAACCCUGUCAAAAUGCAUACAGGCACGACUUCUUGCUGUGGUCCCACAAAAUACGGAACGAGUUCUCCGAGCAGAGGCGACCACCCAAAAGUAUAUCGCUGAAGUGAUACGUCUGUCGAAUUCUAUACUCGGAUUGGACCGAAUGCAGGCUGCGGUCACACAGAUAGAGAGCACCGGCCGACUGAUCGAGGACGAUUUUUGCCGCAUUGUCUUCGCUGAAACUCCAGAAUGGACAAGAAAGCUCAAAAGGUUUGAUCAGGAUAUUCGUCAUUUGCAGAAAUCCCUUCUUGCGGCUCAAGUUAGUAUCUUACAUCGCUUAAUCGCCACUUCUGAGUUAUCAAUCGAUAAAUUGAGAAAUACACUCAACAACAAGUAUCUGAGACCUCGGGAGGCUGCACGAAGUCGAAUUGAUCAGAUUAUCACUCAAACCAUUCAAAUCAACGAGGCCUACACGAAGUUGCAACUGCAAAUGCAAUCAAAAAGCUCAAAUACGCCUAUCGCUGGUAUCAGAUAUCUUUGUCUGUCACUUCAGCAUAGUCCAGGCCUUCACCCAAAGGAUCGAUUCGUGUUUGGCCAACUUAGGGAUACAAUCAAUCGAUAUCAUAACAUGAUGCUGGUUCUUGCGCAUCAAUACCGUGCGUACUGGUUCAGAAGACAGAUGGCCUCUCAUCCUCUUCGAGAAAGCGAAUUGUGGAGUUUGCGCGAUCUCACAGAUAGACCAGAGCUGGGGAGACUGCUCUCUGGGGAUGAAGCUCGUGUCAUAUCCGCGCUUGCACUGAAUGCCCCGCGGAAAUCAAAGAAGAUUUCGUAUUUUCAGAAACGCGCGCAUGAAAUAACCCUCUAUCUCCGUCGAAAAUAUAAAGCUCUUUGGACGCCCAGACCGGCACGCAGUCCUAAGCUACAUAUCUACUGGCGCCAACUUGAUGCACUAGGGCCAUUGAACAUCACCGAACUAUCCUUAUGGGACCUCCAUAAUGAAGCUUGGUAUCUUCACUACAGCCUCAGAGGGGAUCAUGGGAGAUUGUGGGCUUGGGUCUCCGAAAAGACCAUGGCACGCACUAUUGACAAGUUAUCCCAAUGGUGUACAGAAGUACAAGCCCAUCGCAACCAACUUCUACGGCUAUCAAUUGACUACAGACAUUUGAACUGGAUGCGUCUUCGAUCAGAAACCAUCCUACAUUCAAUGGGAGAACCCGCCUAUCUUGCUGGAAAGUUCGAAGUCCCUAACCCAAUGAGCCAGAACAUCUCUCGCUUUAAAGAAUGGACGCAUAGUAUGGGCCAGACUUGUUCUGACGCAUAUAUGAUUAAGAUUGCCCAGCGAGUAAAUCGAACUCAAUGGGAGCACAUCUAUGAAAAGAUGGCCCUGGUUGAUGGGCCCCAAACCAGAAUUCUAGGACUUGGCUCUUCAAUGACAAAGAGACCCAAUCGCAAACGGGGACGGCGACAGUCCAAAUAUUCUAGGAAGACUAGCAUGAGAUGGCCUUGGAAGGAUCAUGUGCGAUAUAGCAAGGCGACUCUGUGGAGCCAUUCGAGACCUCCGCUAAUUCUUGACAACAAGAAGAGCAAGACUCUGGGCGAAAUGACCUCCAAGCCUGGGCUGCCUGUUAGUCAUGGAAACCAAGAGGACAGGACCCUUAUGAAAGGCAAAAAAACAAGGGAAUCACCGAAGUUCAGGGCUAGCCAGCUUAUGGUCGGUCCAAAUGCUAAUAAUGGGAGCCAAAGUGGAAGCAAAUCUGAACAUAGUCCAUCAACGAAGCUUUGGGGUAAAUCCAAAGGCGUCGCCGUGGACAAACAGCGUCAAUCCAACCGUUCUGCAGUUGAUGUAUCUGCUGAUGAGGAAACUCAAAAACUAGAACAAUCUUUGAAGAAAAAAGCGAAAAUGAAAGCAAGAGCAUUACUACAGCUGGGAGUUGAAUUGCAUUCAGUCCGAAUAAUUGCUGACGCGGCGAAUAUCUUGCUGGAGCUCAAAAUUGGGCUCACUAAAGUGAACCCUGGACCGCGUGCACCGUCUCCCAAUCGUUCCGGCGAAAGUCGAAAGAAGAGAACCCUCGCAUCCACACGAUCCGCCAAGCAGAGAUCAAAAGCCAGCAGCUUCUUGGCAGAUCGGAACUCCGGUUCUAACCCAUUCCCAGACUAUGUACCUCUCGCUCAAAACUAUCAGGAUGGUCAAAAGACAGAGAAGGUUCCUCACGGAUCACCAAACAAAAUUUGGGGAAAAGCCGGAAACAAGUUCGCAACAGAGCGCCAGCAAAAGCCAAUCGCAUUCCCAUUCAAGGCACCUCUCAACCAAGGCGAAACAGAUUUUCGAGAGACAAGUGCUGCUGUUCACAAUUCAUCGAAUAAUCUUUGGGGAAGAGCAGGAAAGAAGUCUACAACAGAACACCAACCAAAUCAAACCCUAUUCCCAUCCGGGGCGCCUCCCAGUCGAGACGAUGAGGAUAUUCGAGAGACAGAGAAGGCUGUUCUCGGAUCGUUAAACAAGCUUUGGGGAGAAGUAGGGAAAAAGUUUGCAGAAGAGUGCCAGCCAAACCCAGCCCCACUCCCAUCCAAGACGCCUCCCACUCAAGACGCUGAGGAUGGUCGAGAGAAAACGCAGGCUGUUCACGAGUCAUUAAACAAGCUCUGGGGAAAAGCCAUCGGGACGUUGACAGAAGAGCACCAGCCAUGCCCAUCCAGUGCAUCUGCCAGCCAAGACGAUGACAAUAGUCAAGCGAGAGAGCAAAUUUUUCACGACUCAUCAACCAAGCUCUCGGAAAAUGCUGCAACCAUCGAACCUGAGCCCAAAUUUACUGGCUCAUAUCUUGAUAACUCGAGUUCAGCAAGUCCCAGCAAAAAUUCCAAUCCGCACGGAGUUGCUCAGGAGGCGCAACACAUGUUUAGAUCCCGGUCCUCCGAGUCCGUUCCACUCCAGUCAUCGAUAGUACAGAGUGAAUCACAUUCAAGCGCCGAGAUUGAUGCACUGCAGAAAAGGGAAGCUGCAGAGGACGCCUUCGAUGCCCUUUUUGUCAAAAGGCCACCACCAAUAGUUCCAACAAGAAUCAGCAAUCCCUCCCCAGGCAGAACAUCACGCAACGAUCUCAGGGCAAACACGACGCCGGUGCGAGGACCCCAUUUGCAUUCGAGAGGGAUCUCCCGCAGAACAUACAGUAAAAACGCAUAUUUUUAUCAAACAAAGCUCCGACAAAGUAGUACUGACAGCGGUGAUCCGCUAUCUGAGCAGCCAGUUGAGCAUGAUAUGCCCUCGGUUCCAGACGCCAAACACAGCCGUGGCCCAGCAUACCUUGAGGGAAACUUUUUCACAGAUGAAACAGUUCCAUCUUCGGAGAUUGAAUCCAGUGCGAAGAAUUUCGCAACACCGGAGUUCUGGAGCCAUAGUUCACAAAAAAGUCCGGAUGGGCAGAAGCUCAUCGUGCAUUAUUGCCGAACUCUCCAAAGUACUGAAGAAACUGUGCAGCUCUUCCAUGGGAGCAAAGUCAUUGGAUUCGACAUGGAAUGGAAAGCUCAAGCAUCUGCUAGGGACAGCAUCCAAAGCAAUGUCUCGGUGAUCCAAAUCGCGAAUGAGGAGCGCAUUGCCCUAUUCCAAGUCGCGCUCUUCAAGCCUUCACACUCCCUGGCAGACUUAGUGUCUCCAUCACUGAAACGCCUCAUCGAGUCUCCUGAUGUUAUGAAAGUUGGUGUCUCGAUCAAGGCAGACUGUACGCGGCUUCGCAAGUAUCUCGGAAUUGAUGCACGGGCUACUUUCGAACUCAGUCAUCUAUUCAAGCUGGUAAAAUACGGCAGAGACAAUCCCAAACUGGUGAACAAAAGAGGUGUCAACCUCAGUGAGCAAGUGAGGGAGCAUUUCGGUCUACCUCUUGAGAAAAGCGAUGAUGUCCGCUGUGGCGAUUGGGCUCGGCCUUUGAACUAUCGACAAGUACAAUAUGCUGCUACCGAUCCAUAUGCCUGCAUUCGUCUGUUUUAUGCCAUGGAUGCGAAACGACAAGCCAUCGACCCUACGCCGCCUCGUCCUGCGUAUGCUGAACUCAACCAGCCCAUCAUUCUCCCACUUGGGCAAAAGAUCAAUGACGAGGGGAAUCAGCCAUUGAUCUGA
Penicillium paradoxum is the source of this 4743-nucleotide messenger RNA. Its product is annotated as 3'-5' exonuclease. Gene Ontology annotation, molecular function: nucleic acid binding; 3'-5' exonuclease activity. NCBI's taxonomy places the organism in Eukaryota, Fungi, Ascomycota, Eurotiomycetes, Eurotiales, Aspergillaceae. Gene Ontology annotation, biological process: nucleobase-containing compound metabolic process. Bases 1 to 4743 code for a protein of 1580 amino acids. The record is from RefSeq and is a predicted model, not a curated record. The transcript is spliced from 3 exons. Gene Ontology annotation, cellular component: cytoplasm; nucleus.